GUCUGCUGAAGACCUUGCUAGAGUACCAGCUAAUUCCACAAGCAAUAUCUUGAAUAGACUAUUAGUCAGUUAUGAUCCCAGGAUCAGACCAAAUUUCAAAGGUAUUCCAGUUGAUGUGGUGGUCAAUAUUUUUAUUAACAGCUUUGGCUCCAUACAAGAGACAACAAUGGACUAUAGGGUUAACAUCUUUCUGAGGCAGAAAUGGAAUGAUCCUCGGCUGAAGCUUCCUAAUGAUUUUAGGGGCUCAGAUGCACUGACAGUGGAUCCCACCAUGUUCAAGUGUCUGUGGAAACCUGACCUAUUUUUUGCCAAUGAAAAGAGUGCUAAUUUUCAUGAUGUUACACAGGAAAAUAUCCUCCUCUUUAUUUUUCGAGAUGGAGAUGUCUUAGUUAGCAUGAGAUUAUCUAUUACUCUCUCCUGCCCUUUGGACUUGACUUUAUUUCCUAUGGAUACACAACGUUGCAAGAUGCAAUUGGAAAGCUUUGGUUAUACAACGGAUGAUUUGCGAUUUAUCUGGCAGUCAGGGGAUCCUGUCCAGUUAGAGAAAAUAGCUUUGCCACAGUUUGAUAUUAAAAAGGAAGAUAUUGAGUAUGGUAACUGUACCAAAUACUAUAAAGGCACUGGCUAUUACACGUGUGUAGAAGUGAUCUUUACACUGAGAAGACAAGUGGGAUUUUACAUGAUGGGUGUGUAUGCUCCAACUCUGCUAAUUGUGGUCCUGUCCUGGCUAUCAUUUUGGAUCAAUCCUGAUGCAAGUGCUGCAAGAGUGCCAUUGGGUAUCUUCUCAGUCCUCAGCUUGGCAUCUGAGUGUACCACACUUGCUGCUGAACUUCCCAAAGUAUCCUAUGUGAAGGCUCUUGAUGUCUGGCUAAUUGCUUGCCUUCUCUUUGGGUUUGCAUCACUGGUAGAGUAUGCUGUGGUUCAGGUGAUGUUAAACAAUCCCAAACGAAUUGAAGCAGAGAAAGCCAGGAUUGCCAAGGCAGAGCAAGCAGAAGGGAAAGGUGGAAAUGCAGCUAAGAAGAACACAGUCAAUGGUACAGGGACUCCUGUUCACAUCAGCACUUUACAGGUUGGUGAGACCAGAUGCAAAAAAGUCUGUACUUCCAAAUCUGACCUGAGAUCAAAUGACUUCAGCAUUGUUGGUAGCUUACCUAGAGAUUUCGAGUUGUCCAACUAUGACUGUUAUGGAAAACCCAUUGAAGUCAACAAUGGGCUGGGGAAAUCUCAGGCAAAGAAUAACAAGAAGCCUCCACCUGCCAAACCAGUUAUUCCAACGGCAGCAAAGAGAAUUGAUCUUUAUGCGAGGGCAUUGUUUCCUUUCUGUUUCUUGUUCUUCAAUGUUAUAUAUUGGUCGAUAUAUUUAUGAUGUAUUUUUUGUCCAUUUGUCCAUAAAAUAUAAAACCAUUCAUCAUUCCUCUUCUCCAUCACAAAGGCCAGUCUGUGAAAUCAUUUGCAUUUUUGAAGCAAUAUAUUGCAUUUUGAUGCCGUGCGAUUGUAAUGAAAAUACGGCAUCUUAAUUUUGAAUGAAAGCAUGACACUGUAAUGUCUGUGCUCUGACCAGUUAAUGUGUAUAUAUGUACAGCAUACAUCCUACUCUAGGAAUAUAUGAAAAAUAACUCAUACUACAUCAUUGAUCAAAUUCAAAUAACUCUCUUAUUGUUUCUAUAAACAUGCAAAUAUUUCAGGCGACCUGAAUAAUGAGAAACUGAUGUGCACGCUCUCUGAUUAAUGUCAGUAUUCUAGUAUAUGUAGUAUUUCAAUGCUCCUUCCUUGUAACUUUCAGAUAAAGCCAUUUUGUUCUUAUAUAAUUUUCUGUGGUACUAUUGAAGAACAAGAUAAAUUGUAAUUCAGUUCAUUUAACUUCGUAAGUUAAAAAAAAAUCAGUUAUUCCAAUCUGCAUUCUCUAAAAAAAAAAAUAAAGGCCAGGGAAUUGCUAAUUUUGUAAGAAAUCUUAUUUAAAAGGUGCCAUAACAUAAAGGGAAGCUUGGAAGAAUGUAGGAGUGUGUAAAAAUGUACCAUGCCCUGUUUUUUGGCGAAAUGAGAAAGAGCAAAUUAGGAAAGGGAAAAUGACAAAAUCCUUAAGGUAGUAAAAUCUCAUUGAAGUGAUUUUUUAAAUUGGAUAGCACAUAGCUGUUGAACAGGAUUGAAAUUGAAGUGAUACUGAGGGCACAAUACCAUAGUGCCUUCAAGAAGAAAUAGUAAUGCUUUUUUUGAUUAUAGAGGCAAUGUAUGAGUGAUUCUUCAAAGAAGCAAAAAUGUCCCAUAGCUAGAACUACUUUGGUACGUAAAAAGGUCUGUAAUUACUAAAGGAUCUUAGAUUGUUAGUUUUUUAAAAUAGUUUUUAACAGUUAUGCACAUGACUUAUAUGUAAUUGUGCAGGCAUCUGUUUAAUCACAUUUAUAAACUUUGAAUGAUUUUUUUUUGCUUCCACAUUUGUCCUUUGUGAUUUUUAAGACAUUUAAUCACUAUGAUACCAUUAGCAUUUCCCUAAUCAGUUUACCUAAAGGCUAAAAAGAAUAUUAGAACUUUGGUGCUUUUUUAAAGGAAUUCUAUUUUUUCUCCUUACCCUGCUCUCCAGUUAACACAUACCAACUUUAACCCUUCCAAUCUAAAAAGUGAUUUCAAAUUUGAUAAUGUGUUGCUUCUUAUUUGGUAUUGCUUCCAAAGGUUUUUAUAUUUUGUCUUAGAUUUCUAGUGUUGAAAGUCAAAGAUGUCAGUAAUUCAUAUUGGAUAAAUGUUAACUAAUAUCCCCAUAAAGACUAAACUAAACUCUAUAUUAAUUUACGUGGUUCCUGUGCAGGUAUCAGUUUAAGUGAAUGCUGUCACUGUGUAUUUCUUCUGAUUGCUAUAUUUCUCUCAUUGGUAUCAAUUCCAUUAAAUUUUAAAAAAGGCAUUAAAAUUCAGAAGUCAUUAAAAUUUUCUGAACUAUAUAGACACUAAGCACUAAGCUUAUCAACACCCUUUAGCUGCAAAAAUAUUUCUAUGUUGGAACAAUUUACUAUGCUGUGGCUAUAUGUGAAUGGCGAAGUCAACAAAGAACUAGAUAAAAUCAGGUCAUUUAAAUAGCAAAAGAAAAUGAAAGCAAUAUGUUAAUAGACAAACAAUUGGUUAAAGAGGAAAUAAACACAAAAUGGCAACAUUUCCAGUAAUCACAAAGCCCUAGUGAAUACAACUACAUCAAUUUGAUGGAUUGUGUUCAAAAUUGUCUCUAUUUUCCUUUUAACAUCAUUUUAUAUUUUCAGAAUUUAAUUGUGCAUUCAUAGUGCUGUUAAAUUCCAUUUAUAUUGAAUGUUUUUGAUCAUGUCAAGUGUAAGAAAUUCGGCCUUAAAAUGGAAAAUGUACUAUAAGACAGGUUUUUUUUUUCUCAAUCCAUGGUACCUCUUAUCUGUAGUAAUCUGUGUAAAUUAUUUUCUUUUAUUCUGUGUAACAAUAUUAUUGUGAAAUAUUUUGCAAAAUAAAAAAAUCCUAAUAAUCAUAAUAUAGUAAAGUCU
Messenger RNA from Trichosurus vulpecula (common brushtail), 3491 nucleotides. It is a transcript of the gene GLRB, whose product is annotated as glycine receptor beta. NCBI's taxonomy places the organism in Eukaryota, Metazoa, Chordata, Mammalia, Diprotodontia, Phalangeridae. Gene Ontology annotation, biological process: chloride transmembrane transport; nervous system process; signal transduction. The record is from RefSeq and is a predicted model, not a curated record. The transcript is spliced from 8 exons. Gene Ontology annotation, molecular function: extracellularly glycine-gated chloride channel activity; transmembrane signaling receptor activity; neurotransmitter receptor activity. The coding region runs from base 167 to 1366 and encodes 399 amino acids. Gene Ontology annotation, cellular component: postsynaptic membrane; neuron projection; synapse.